Molecule: messenger RNA, 1150 nt
Organism: Argentina anserina (silverweed cinquefoil)
Lineage: Eukaryota; Viridiplantae; Streptophyta; Magnoliopsida; Rosales; Rosaceae
Product: nuclear transcription factor Y subunit C-9
Exons: 3
Coding region: 145-930 (261 amino acids)
Biological process (GO): regulation of transcription by RNA polymerase II
Cellular component (GO): nucleus
Molecular function (GO): protein heterodimerization activity; DNA-binding transcription factor activity, RNA polymerase II-specific; RNA polymerase II cis-regulatory region sequence-specific DNA binding
Source: RefSeq, a predicted model, not a curated record
AGAAAGUUUUCCUUUCCAUAAAAGUCGAAGCUUCUGACAUGUUGAAGUCAGAAUCGAAGUGUCUCGUUGCAGUUUUGUUGCUCCUUUUAGGUACUAAGUCGAUUUACGUAGCAGAGCACCACCUGCUUGAAGAAAAGGAACUGGAUGGAUCAGCAAGGACACGGGCAACCCCAAUCAAUGGGGAUGGUAGGUAGUGGUCAAAUGGCAUAUGGGACUACUCCGUAUCAGCAUACUCAAAUGGUAGGGAGUCCAAAUCCUGCUACUGUUGGUACACCAGUUGGAGGCAUCCAAUCUGGCAGUCAAUCUUCCGGCGCUCAGCUUGCACAACAUCAACUUGCUUAUCAGCACAUUCACCAGCAGCAGCAGCAGCAACUUCAACAACAACUGCAAACUUUCUGGACGAAUCAGUUUCAAGAGAUUGAGAAGGUAACUGAUUUUAAGAAUCAUAGCCUUCCUCUAGCAAGGAUCAAGAAGAUUAUGAAAGCUGAUGAGGAUGUGAGGAUGAUAUCUGCUGAGGCACCUGUGAUCUUUGCAAGGGCAUGUGAAAUGUUCAUCCUGGAGUUGACCCUACGCUCUUGGAAUCACACAGAAGAGAAUAAAAGGAGGACACUUCAGAAGAAUGACAUUGCUGCUGCAAUCACAAGGACUGAUAUCUUUGAUUUCUUGGUAGACAUUGUGCCAAGAGAGGAUCUCAAAGACGAAGUCCUUGCAUCCAUUCCAAGGGGAACAGUAUCUGUUGGGGCUGCUGAUGCACUUCCUCCAUACUGCUAUAUGCAACCUCAGCAUGGAUCUCAGGUUGGAGCUCCUGGGAUGAUCAUGGGGAAGCCUAUGAUGGACCCAUCUAUGUAUGGGCAACAGCCUUACAUGGGUCCGCAAAUGUGGCCGCAGGCACCGGAUCAGCAGCAGCAGCAAUCACCGUCUGAUCAUUAGUGGCUGCAGCAUGGAAGUGACAGAAGUGUAAGUUGCUUAUGCUUCCAAUCUUUUAAUUUGCAUGGCUUGUGACUGAAAGCCAAGAAAGUAAUGUUUUGAAGAAUCUCUGGUUUUGUAAUUAUAAUGCAAUUUGUUAAACAAGUUGUGGACGGAUUGACAUUACAGUCCCUGAACUGAUAUGUCAUCUCUGGUUUAGUUUAAAAGAAAAUGGUUAUCACUA